Messenger RNA from Parastagonospora nodorum SN15, 1758 nucleotides. RefSeq lists its product as hypothetical. The coding region runs from base 1 to 1758 and encodes 585 amino acids. The record is from RefSeq and is a predicted model, not a curated record. Lineage: Eukaryota; Fungi; Ascomycota; Dothideomycetes; Pleosporales; Phaeosphaeriaceae. The transcript is spliced from 2 exons.
AUGGCUGAUCCACGAACAAUCCCAAAUCCAUUUACGAAGAACACACAGCUGAAGCGCAACGCUAGAGGCCCAAAAUGGGUAGCAGCAGAGGGCGAACACACCACGGCGCAACGAGCGAGUCCAGGUAAGACUGCAGCUCUCCAGAUGCAUCAGUCACGAAACCAAAGCCAUUCAGCUCCUGUGCGCGAGGUCCACCAUGAGGGCGAACUAUCACCGCCCCCAAUGUUGACCGCUGCUAUCUAUGACCCUUCAGACUUACAAUACCUACCAGAUACACAGAAGCGGCGACCUACAGUACGAUCUUGGGGUAGUUUGAGACCCAGUGUGCGUGAUGAACCGGAAGAAGAUGUCUCUCCGAGGACGUCGAUGCCUUCUCAAAGGAUGCGUGGAGAGCCGCCUGUGUCUCCUCUCAGCAACGAGCCUGUUGCCUGGCGAGAUAGUGCUGUUUCUGCUGUUGACAGCAACAGCCGUGAACUCGAUGAGAAGGAAAGGCAGGAGUCUCAUGUCACGGUCUUUCCCAACUUCCCGUAUACUAUCAAGCAGACAGAGGACAAGCCGAAGAAAACUAAGCCCACGCAGGGUCCACGCAAGCCUGAUGGUGUCUACCACUCAGCCAAAGCAAUAUACGCAGCUGGCCCAAAAGGUGAAGGACAGAAACUAUGGAAAAGUUACCAGAUAACGCGCAAAGUCAAGCAGAGCCGCAACGCGAUCAGCGAGAUCCCACGGCAGCCUCUGAAAAACAUAGACAUACCACAGGGUAGACGCCCAUCUGACGCACUUGGGCUCUCAGCACAUCCGGCAACCCCAGCCCAACAACCAGUACGGCCUCCGCCUUCAGAAGUCCGUAUACCGCCUAGGAUAGCUUUACCUGUCAACGAACACAUCUUCCCUCGCAAGCACUCAGACAUCUCAAACACCUCAAACACCUCAUACGAGGUACCCAUCAGAAUCGAUUCCAGCAUCGAGCAAUAUGCUUCCCGCUCGAAACCCCUCCCAGCAUUCCCAAGCCUACAACCAGCACCCAAGUCACGCAAGCAAGAUUCCUCCGACACACAUCACCUUGCCCCAUCGAAGCCACCCUUCAAACCCCUCCCCUUAGUCCCCUACCCUCCUCUCCCCUCAACUCCUCACCCUAAUCACUCUCCACCCUCCAAACUAAAAGACUCCAAACCCACCCACUGGUGGCGCACGCUCGCAGACAAAACCUCAGAAUCCUACAUCCCACCCACCAAAGACGCGAAAAUCUCACGCCCCCGCCCCAUCACCGCCCUGCAAAACGGACGCACAGUCAACGUCGCGCCCUCACACGGGGGCGUCGGCGGACCCGGCGCAUACGGACACAUGAGCGAGAAAGCGCGGGGAAAGCAGAAGCAGAGUCAAGGUCCAAUAUUUCAGUGGCUGGAGAAGAAGAGACAUGAUAGUGAGACGAGUUUUGGGUGUGUGGGCGUGGAGGGCUUGGCGGAGAGGGAUGGGUUGAGGCCUGAGCCGUUGUUUUCGGGAACGAGGGGUGGGGAUAGAGAGGUUAGGGAUACGCGGUUUUAUGUGCCGGUGCUAGAGGUGCUAGAUGAGUAUCGGGAUGAGAGGGGGAGUGGAAGUGGGAGUGGAGGUGGGAAGGGGAGGGAAGACGACUGGAGGCGGCCCUUGAUACGCACUCAUGACGAAGACGACGUCAGUGAGCAUGAUUCAGGGGUGGCCUCGAUGAAGUCGCGUAUACCCUCAAGCCGUCGGAUCAGUCUGCGAGCUAAGGCUUUCCUUUGA